CGCCGCCGCCGCCGCCGCUGCACCUGCCACCAUGUCGCCGCCGCCGGGUCAUGUCUGACUCUCUCUGGACCGCGCUUUCCAAUUUCUCCAUGCCCUCCUUCCCCGGCGGCAGCAUGUUCCGCCGCACCAAGAGCUGCCGCACCAGUAACCGCAAGAGUCUCAUCCUGACCAGCACUUCGCCCACCUUGCCGCGACCCCACUCCCCGCUGCCUGGACACUUAGGUAGUAGUCCCCUGGACAGCCCCCGCAACUUCUCCCCCAACACCCCCGCCCACUUCUCAUUUGCCUCCUCCCGAAGGGCCGACGGACGCCGCUGGUCGCUGGCCUCGCUCCCUUCUUCUGGCUAUGGCACCAACACGCCCAGCUCCACCGUCUCGUCCUCCUGCUCCUCCCAGGAGCGCCUGCAUCAGCUGCCCUACCAGCCCACGGUGGACGAGCUGCACUUCCUGUCCAAGCACUUCGGCAGCACAGAGAGCAUCACCGAUGAGGACGGCGGCCGUCGCUCCCCGGCCGUGCGGCCCCGAUCGCGGAGCCUCAGCCCGGGCCGCUCCCCCUCCUCCUACGACAACGAGAUCGUGAUGAUGAACCACGUGUACAAGGAGCGGUUUCCCAAGGCCACGGCGCAGAUGGAGGAGAAGCUGCGCGACUUCGCCCGCGCCUACGAGCCCGAGAGCGUGCUGCCGCUGGCCGACGGCGUGCUCAGCUUCAUCCACCACCAGAUCAUCGAGCUGGCCCGGGACUGCCUGGCCAAGUCCCGCGACGGCCUCAUCACCACCGUCUACUUCUACGAGCUGCAGGAGAACCUGGAGAAGCUGCUGCAGGAUGCCUACGAGCGCUCUGAGAGCUUGGAGGUGGCCUUUGUCACCCAGCUGGUGAAGAAACUGCUCAUCAUCAUCUCCCGGCCUGCGAGGCUCCUGGAGUGCCUGGAAUUCAACCCCGAGGAGUUCUACCACCUGCUCGAGGCGGCCGAGGGACACGCCAAGGAGGGCCACCUGGUCAAGACAGACAUCCCCCGCUACAUCAUCCGCCAGCUGGGCCUCACCCGCGACCCCUUCCCAGACGUGGUCCACCUGGAGGAGCAGGACAGUGGUGGCUCCAACACGCCGGAGCAGGAUGACAUCUCUGAGGGCCGCAGCACCUCGGCCAAGGCCAAGAAGCCACCGGGGGAGAACGACUUCGACACCAUCAAGCUCAUAAGCAACGGGGCCUACGGCGCCGUGUACCUGGUGCGGCACCGGGACACGCGCCAGCGCUUCGCCAUGAAGAAGAUCAACAAGCAGAACCUGAUCCUGCGCAACCAGAUCCAGCAGGCCUUCGUGGAGCGCGACAUCCUCACGUUCGCCGAGAACCCCUUCGUGGUGGGCAUGUUCUGCUCCUUCGAGACGCGGCGCCACCUCUGCAUGGUCAUGGAGUACGUGGAAGGCGGUGACUGCGCCACCCUGCUGAAGAGCAUAGGGGCCCUGCCUGUGGAAAUGGCCCGCAUGUACUUCGCAGAGACCGUGCUGGCUCUGGAGUAUUUGCACAAUUACGGCAUCGUGCACCGCGACCUCAAGCCUGACAACCUCCUCAUCACCUCCAUGGGCCACAUCAAGCUCACAGACUUCGGCCUCUCCAAGAUGGGACUCAUGAGCCUCACCACCAACUUAUACGAAGGCCACAUCGAGAAGGAUGCUCGGGAGUUCCUGGACAAACAGGUGUGCGGGACCCCAGAGUACAUCGCACCCGAGGUGAUCCUGCGCCAAGGCUACGGCAAGCCGGUGGACUGGUGGGCCAUGGGCAUCAUUCUGUACGAGUUCCUGGUGGGCUGUGUCCCCUUCUUCGGGGACACCCCGGAAGAGCUCUUUGGACAAGUCAUCAGUGAUGACAUCCUGUGGCCGGAGGGGGAAGAGGCCCUGCCCGCAGACGCCCAGCUCCUGAUAUCCAGCCUCCUCCAGACUAACCCUCUGGUCCGGCUUGGGGCGGGCGGUGCCUUUGAAGUAAAACAACACAGUUUCUUCCGGGACCUGGACUGGACAGGGUUGCUGAGGCAGAAGGCCGAGUUUAUCCCCCACCUUGAGUCAGAAGAUGACACGAGCUACUUCGACACCCGCUCAGACAGGUAUCACCACGUGAACUCCUACGACGAGGACGACACCACCGAGGAGGAGCCCGUGGAGAUCCGCCAGUUCUCCUCCUGCUCUCCGCGCUUCAGCAAGGUGUAUAGCAGUAUGGAGCAGCUGUCGCAGCACGAGCCCAAGACCCCCGUGGCAGCAUCUGGGGCCACCAAGAGGGACACGAGUACCAAAGGCCCCGAGGAGAAGGUGGCUGGCAAGCGGGAGGGCCUGGGCGGCCUGACUCUGCGCGAGAAGACCUGGAGAGGAGGCUCCCCGGAGAUCAAACGCUUCUCGGCGUCCGAGGCCAGUUUCCUGGAGGGCGAGGCCAGCCCUCCGCUGGGCGCGCGCCGGCGCUUCUCGGCGCUGCUGGAGCCCAGCCGCUUCAGCGCCCCGCAGGAGGACGAGGACGACGCCCGGCUCCGCAGGCCCCCCCGGCCCAGCUCCGAUCCCCCCGGCUCGGGCUCGCUGGACGGUCGGGCCCCCAGAGAGGCGGCUCCGGGGGAAGGCACGCCCAGCGCAGGGGACUCCGAGGCGGCUGAGCGCUCACGCCCAGGUGACCUCUGCCCACCCUCGAAAGACGGGGAUCCAUCAGGCCCGAGGGCCACCAAUGACUUGGUUCUGCGCAGGGCGCGACACCAGCAGAUGUCAGGGGAUCCUGCCAUAGAGAAGCGGCCUUCUCGAACCGGGGGCAAAGUAAUCAAGUCAGCCUCCGCCACCGCCUUGUCAGUCAUGAUUCCUGCAGUGGAUCCACACGGAAGCUCGCCCCUCGCUAGUCCUAUGUCCCCUCGAUCUCUCUCCUCCAACCCCUCUUCCCGAGACUCUUCCCCCAGCCGGGAUUACUCACCAGCUGUGAGCGGACUGCGCUCCCCCAUCACCAUUCAGCGCUCUGGCAAGAAGUAUGGCUUCACGCUACGUGCCAUCCGUGUCUACAUGGGCGACUCGGACGUCUACAGUGUCCACCACAUUGUCUGGCAUGUGGAAGAAGGAGGCCCAGCCCACGAGGCCGGGCUCUGCGCAGGGGACCUCAUCACCCACGUGAACGGGGAGCCCGUGCACGGCAUGGUGCACCCUGAGGUGGUGGAGCUCAUUCUGAAGAGCGGCAGCAAGGUGGCAGUGACCACCACACCCUUCGAGAACACCUCCAUCCGCAUUGGGCCCGCUCGGCGCAGCAGUCACAAGGCCAAAAUGGCUCGAAGGAACAAGAGGCCCUCAGCCAAGGAUGGACAGGAGAGCAAGAAGCGCAGCUCCCUCUUUCGGAAAAUCACAAAGCAGUCGAACCUGCUGCACACCAGCCGCUCCCUGUCGUCGCUGAACCGAUCCCUGUCGUCCAGUGACAGUCUCCCCGGCUCUCCCACGCACGGGCUGCCCGCCCGCUCUCCCACGCACAGCUUCCGGUCCACGCCCGACUCCGCCUACCUAGGUGCCUCUUCCCAGAGCAGCUCUCCAGCAUCCAGCACGCCUAACUCCCCAGCGUCGUCGGCGUCGCAUCACAUCCGUCCCAGCACGCUGCACGGGCUGUCCCCGAAGCUGCACCGCCAGUACCGCUCUGCGCGCUGCAAGUCCGCCGGCAACAUUCCGCUGUCGCCUCUGGCGCACACGCCGUCCCCGACCCAGGCGUCCCCGCCGCCGCUGCCAGGCCACACGGUGGGCAGCUCGCACACCACACAGAGCUUCCCGGCCAAGUUGCACUCGUCGCCCCCAGUUGUGCGCCCGCGCCCCAAGAGCGCCGAGCCCCCGCGCUCGCCCCUGCUCAAGCGCGUGCAGUCAGCCGAGAAGCUGGGCGCCUCGCUGGGCGCAGACAAGAAGGGAGCCCUGCGCAAGCACAGCCUCGAGGUGGGGCACCCCGAUUUCCGCAAGGACUUCCACGGCGAGCUGGCUCUGCACAGCCUGGCCGAAUCUGAAGGAGAGACGCCUCCCGUCGAGGGGCCCGGGGCCACCCGGCAGGUGGCCAUGCGGCGCCUGGGCCGGCAGGAGUCGCCCCUGAGCCUGGACCCCUUGCUGCCCGAGGGCACCCCCAGGCCCACGGCUUCAGGCAAGGAAAAAGAAUCCCCGGGCGGAGGCCCCGAGGCUUGCACCCCGCCCCGCGCCGCAGCGACCACCCCGGGGAGCCGGACCCUGGAGCGGGACUCCGGCUGCACGCGGCACCAGAGCGUGCAGACCGAGGACGGUGCCGCCGGCGGGGUGACCAAGGUGGCCAAGGCGGCGCUGAGCCCCGUGCAGGAGCACGAGACGACGACGGGACGGCGCAGUAGCUCCGGGGAGGCGGGCACGCCCCUGGUGCCCAUUGUGGUAGAGCCCGCGAGGCCAGGAGCCAAGUCCGAGGCGCCGCAGCCACCGUGCAGAGACUCCAAGGGCCUGCAGGAACCUGCACCCCACGUGCCUCCGGUGCCCCAGGCCCCAAAGGGUCGGGAGCGCUGGGUGCUGGAGGUGGUGGAAGAGCGGACCACGCUGAGCGGCCCUCGCUCCAAGCCAGCCUCGCCCAAGCUCUCCCCAGACCCCCAGACCCCCACCCAAGCCCCAGGGAGGAAUGCGCCCGGGGGCGCAGGCGCGCCAGCCCCACCCGCGUCCCUCCUGGUCCCCGGCACCAAGCCGGAAGCAGGGCUGACCCACCGGUGUCCUGCUGAAGUUGUACCUCCAGCAGGCCUCACCAAAAAGGGGGCGCCCACUUCCACAGCCAAGUAGGCCGCUGGUCCCGCGCCGUACAGCCGCCUGUAUACAUAUGUACACAUAUAAAUAAAGUGCGUCCUCCGUGCUGCGA
Molecule: messenger RNA, 4851 nt
Organism: Jaculus jaculus (lesser Egyptian jerboa)
Lineage: Eukaryota; Metazoa; Chordata; Mammalia; Rodentia; Dipodidae
Gene: Mast1
Product: microtubule associated serine/threonine kinase 1
Exons: 26
Coding region: 51-4775 (1574 amino acids)
Biological process (GO): peptidyl-serine phosphorylation; intracellular signal transduction
Molecular function (GO): protein serine/threonine kinase activity; magnesium ion binding; protein binding
Source: RefSeq, a predicted model, not a curated record